UAACUAAUUUAAAAAAAAAAUUUGAAAUCAAUUGUCGCCGUCCUCGUUUCAUCGCUUCUUCUUCUCCUCAUCGCUGUCUUUCGUCGUCGUCGUCUCUCCGUCGUUGUCGUCGUCGUCUCUCCGUCGUCGUCUCUCCGUCGUUGUCGUCAUCGUCUCUCCGUCGUCGUCGUCGUCUUCGCCUCUCCGUUGAUCCGUCGUCGUCGUCUCUCCGUUUAUUUAUCGUCGUCGUUGUCGUUUCUCAAUUGAUCUGUCGUUUCUACGUCUAUUCAUCUCAUUCUCUCUCUCGUGUGUCUGAUUUGAUUAAGGUUUGAAUCAUUUCAUUUUGUUAUACAUUAUCUAGGUUUUGUUAUAUAUUAUUCAUUUGUUGAUGAAUUGAAGUUGAUUUUGUAGAACAAUGGAAGUUUUGUGCAUCUGUGGACAAUGGAUCUCAAAAGAAUCUCUCCGGUGGGAGUUUCUUGUUGAUUUGAAGAGGAAUGCAUCAAUCAUUUCCAUAGAAGAAGAUCUACUGUAUGAAGAUUUGAUGAAGAUUGUCUCUGAAGAUUUUAGUGUUAAAGAGGAAGAAAUCAGUUUGAGUUAUGGUUUUUCAUUGGAUAUGAAAUGUAUUAUUGAAAGUUUCCCCCCACUCUCGAUAGGUAAUACUCGUCAGCUCAGAACUUUCAUUUCCAAGACUAGAGCAUUUGAUGGAACCUGUCGUUUGUGUGUUAAGGUUAGUACUGAUCCAGCUAGCUGUAACACUCAAGCUUCUGAUACAUUUGCUUCUACUGUUCCAUUGAAUGCCAAUCCAGCGAUUCUUUCUACUGUGCAGAGUGAAAAACAGGUACAUUGUCCUUAAUUCUCUUUUUCUGUUUGUGUUUGCAUGAUAUGCUUCAUAAUCAAGUAUUAUGCCUUACAGAACUACUUGACUUUUGCAGAGUCUUCUAUAUGAAGGUGUUUCUACAGUUCCUCUGAAUGCUCUUCCUGAUUCAGCUAGCUGUAACACUCAAGCUUCUGAUACAUUUGCUUCUACUGUUCCAUUGAAUGCUAAUCCAGUGAUUCUUUCUACUGUGCAGAGUGAAAAACAGGUACAUUGUCCCUAAUUUCCUUUUUCUGUUUGUGUUUGCAUGAUAUGCUUCAUAAUCAAGUAUUAUGCCUUACAAAACUACUUGACUUUUGCAGAGUCUUCUAUAUGAAGGUGUUUCUACAGUUCCUCUGAAUGCUCUUCCGGAUUUUAGCCCUGUCCAUAUUGGACUUUCACCAACCACGAGAGGAGUUGGCGAUAUUAAGGUGAAUAGCUAUUUUAA
Messenger RNA from Brassica rapa (field mustard), 1280 nucleotides. RefSeq lists its product as uncharacterized. The record is from RefSeq and is a predicted model, not a curated record. Lineage: Eukaryota; Viridiplantae; Streptophyta; Magnoliopsida; Brassicales; Brassicaceae.